AUGGUAAGAUCGUCAUCAACAAUAAAAUUAAAUAUUGGUUUGAUUCAUAUUGGUUCAUGUCCAUUACAUUUAAUCCAUAAUUCAUUUAAAAGAGGCAUUGAUAAUACAGAUUGGUCAAUUGAAGGGUUUCUUGAUCAUUUAGAUUCUUGGUUUAGUCGUUCGCCUUCACGUCGUGCAGAUUAUCUAAAAAUAGCUAAAAAUAUAUCAAAUGGUACUGGUAAAUUUAUUCGUCGUUUCAUAAUAGCACGAUGGCUUGAUGCUGGACCAAUAAUUGAACGUAUUAUAGAACAAUGGACAAAUCUUAAUGAAUAUUUUCUUAGAUUUAUUCCAUCAAGUCGUAAGAUUUCACCGAAUAAUCAUCGUUAUAUACAAAUAAGAACAAUGCUUGAAACCAAGUCGACAUUAAGUCAUUUAAAUUUUCUUCUUUUUCUUUACCAUAAUAUAUAUGAACAAAUCUUAUUAUGGUUUCAACAAAGUCAACCUUUAAUACAUUUAUUAUACGAUGAAUGUGAACAAUUGAUACGACGCUUAUUUUCAUGUUUUAUAAAUGAAGAUCUAAUUAAAAAUAAAUCAUUCAGUGAAAUUAUGAAUAUUUCAUUUCAUAAUCAAGUCAAUCAAAAAUGUGAUAUUAGUUUAGAAAUAGGUGAAGCAACUCGUCGUACUUUAAUUAAUGUAUCUGAUGAAGAAAGUAAAAUUUUUUUUUUGGAUAUUCGAAAUUUUUAUUCGCUGAUAACUAAAGAACUGCUACGAACAUUACCAUUAAAUAAUGAUUUACUUCGGCAUUUCCAAUGUUUACAUCCAACAAUGCGUCAUUCAGAAGCAUCUCAUAUUAGUAUUAUGAAUAUUGCUCGAAGUUUUCCACAAAUGAAUGUGCCAGAUGAUAUUGAUCGUAUUACAGCUGAAUGGUAUAUUUAUCAAAAUGAACAAAUACCAAAUGAAUGGUUUGAGAAAAUGAAUAAAUAUCAUGCAAUUGACUAUUAUUGGAAACAUGUUUUUACACUUAAAACAAAUACUGGUACAGAUAAAUUUAUUGCUUUACCGAAAUUACUUAAAUGUGUAUUUGCAUUAUCGCAUGGCAAUGCUGAUGUUGAAAGAGGAUUUAGUGAAAACGCUUUUCUAUUAACAGAUGAUCGUUCACUUCUAAGUGAUGCAUCAAUCAAUGGUUUACGUUCCACUAGAGAUGGCGUAAAAUUUUUUGGGAAUGGCAAACCACACGAAGUACAAAUUACGAAAGCUCUUAUCGAUAGUGUUCGUGAUGCUCAUUCACGUUAUUGUAUUGAUUUAGAAAAACGACAAGGCGAAGUAUUAGCAAAAGCAAAUUUAGAAAAAGAACAAAUCGAAAAAGACAUUGCUAAUGAGAAAAAAAAAGAUUUAUAUGAUGAACAAAACUCUCUACAUAAAAGUUUGACAAAUAUACAACAAAUGAUUGAUGAAGGUACUGAACGUUUAGCAAAAGCGGUGUCAUCAAAACAUUUCGAAGAAAUUGAAACCGCAUUAUUACUUAUUGAAGGUGGCAGUAAAAAAUUAGCUACAACUAAUACACACAUUAUUUAUAACACUAAUCAAAUAAAUCAACUAAGAAAAAAACAAAAGACAUAA
Molecule: messenger RNA, 1599 nt
Organism: Rotaria socialis
Lineage: Eukaryota; Metazoa; Rotifera; Eurotatoria; Philodinida; Philodinidae
Source: the annotation of a GenBank genome assembly